AUGUUUAGAAACAAGUGGAACGCCGAGCGGAACGGACGUGCAGUGUUGCAUGAGAAAGUUUUGAAGUUCACGCAGUGAGUUUAGUGAUACCGAAGCGUUCGGGACGGACACAUGGUGCGUCACUCCGGCCACGGCAUGGAGACCACUUUUUAUGACGAGCACUACCCCAUCAGCGGUCCAGUGGACAAUUUGAAACGAUCCCUCACCCUGGAUUUGGACUUCGAGCGCGGCGGGAAACGAGCACGACUCGCCGCCCCGGUGCUCUCCUCACCUGAUCUCCAGCUGCUCAAACUGGGUUCCCCUGAACUGGAAAAGCUUAUCAUUCAGAACGGCAUGAUCACCACGGCGACCCCAACUCCUAGCGCACCUGUGCUGUUCCCUGCGGCGGCGCCCACUGAGGAGCAAGAAAUGUACGCGCUGCCUUUCGUACAGGCGCUCGACAAGCUGCACAACGGGCGCGGCGAGCCCGUCCCGCGGCGAGUGUAUGCCGACCUCGACCGGCCGCUCGACCGCUUCCCCACGCCCGUCGUCAAAGACGAGCCGCAGACCGUGCCCAGCGCUGCCAGCUCGCCGCCGCUCUCUCCCAUCGACAUGGACACGCAAGAGCGCAUCAAGCUCGAACGCAAGAGACAGAGGAACAGGGUGGCUGCCUCUAAAUGUAGACGGCGUAAGCUGGAACGCAUCUCCAAGUUGGAGGAUAAGGUCAAGGUGCUAAAAGGCGAGAACGCGGAGUUGGCGCAGAUGGUGGUAAAGCUGAAGGACCAUGUACACCGGCUGAAGCAGCAGGUGUUGGAGCACGCUAACAGUGGCUGCCAUAUCGAGCAGUACUGAUCGCGCCGCCGCCGCCGCGCCGCCACAUUCCAAGCUAGUCGCGCCCGCCAGGACGCAGCAUACAAAGCGAUUUGUGAUCUUAAUUUUACUGUGUAACAUAUAGUUAGGAUAUAGUGUAAGGUGAGCUGUGGACUUAUCGUUAAGUUUGAGAAAUGCCAGUGAUUGUGCAGAACCUCCGCUCGAAUCCCAUGUUCAUGGAUCUACUUAAGAGGGACGUGUUUAGUCACAACGCAAGCUUGAGCUUGUUUAAGUCGCAGAAUUUCCUUAAAUCAGUAUUGCGUUCUCUUAGAAUAGUGUAGAAACUAGAAAGGAUAAUCGUGCAACGUCGUUCGUGUGCAGACUGACCGAGGUUGUCGCUACGUUGCCAGUUUUACGGGCGAAUUUCCUGUUUCAGCGAUGAUGUUGCCACGAUGCAACUUUAAAAUUGGACUUACCAUGGUUCAUUUUGGUGAAACCAUUGUUUUUAUAUUCGACUGGAGCCAUAUGAUAACAAUUAGCAUUGCGGGUUUUUAUUUAUGUCGAAAACAGAAAGAGAGGCGUCAGCGAACGAGCGUAAUGCGAGCGAAAGGGACGCGAAUAAGGUAGAGCUGGCAACGGGGCAUCGAACCAAGUCACGAGCGGAUGUUCUGCUAAUUAAAAUUCCGCCUGCGCCGCCCUCGCGGAAUGGCGGCCAUGUGUUGUCGGACGUUCCGAUUCACGUUAUGUUGCACAAGGUUAACUUUUUACGACAACGGCAAUGGCGUUUAUACGCCUUGUAUGAAACGGAAUUCGUUCGCUACGCUUUACAAAUUCAUGCUUGUGUGGAAGACUGACAGAAUGCGAGUGCUUUGAUUGAAUGCAGUGUACGGUUGGCAUGAGAGAGUGUUGCGCAAGUUUCCCCGAUAUUGAAAAUGUUUUCUCAGAACUGACCCGGUGCUCUUUACUGUAGUGGACGCAACUCGAAGCCGUCCGAUUGUAAGGUGGAGGAAUGAAAGAUUGUUUCGCAAUAUGUGAGUUGAUGAAAGCGUGAGUGGGACGUACGUAUUUAUUAGUGAGAAUGUUUACCUUUAGGAU
This is a messenger RNA of Hyposmocoma kahamanoa, 1884 nucleotides long. RefSeq names its product transcription factor jun-D (gene Jra). Gene Ontology annotation, cellular component: transcription regulator complex. The transcript has a single exon. Gene Ontology annotation, molecular function: transcription factor binding; DNA-binding transcription factor activity, RNA polymerase II-specific; RNA polymerase II cis-regulatory region sequence-specific DNA binding. The record is from RefSeq and is a predicted model, not a curated record. Gene Ontology annotation, biological process: regulation of transcription by RNA polymerase II; regulation of cell cycle; regulation of cell population proliferation. The coding region runs from base 112 to 831 and encodes 239 amino acids. NCBI's taxonomy places the organism in Eukaryota, Metazoa, Arthropoda, Insecta, Lepidoptera, Cosmopterigidae.